Lachancea meyersii CBS 8951 is the source of this 4860-nucleotide messenger RNA. The record is from the annotation of a GenBank genome assembly. Lineage: Eukaryota; Fungi; Ascomycota; Saccharomycetes; Saccharomycetales; Saccharomycetaceae.
AUGGUUGAAGAAAAUGCUGCUUUGAACGACUUAGAUUUGAACAAAUCUGCAGCUAAUUGGAAUAUCAAAAAUGGGUCUCAUAGUUCUGUUUUUGAAGGAAUAAAGAAUAACGGAAAGAAUCACGAAGAUAUCAAUUUCUGGGGGCCUUUAGGCUCCGAAUAUGCAUCUAAAGCAUUCUAUUACCGCAGAAAUGUUGAUGAAUUUCUGAGUAAUCCUUCAGCGGGUCAAUUUGAAGUUUUAAGCGUAAGUUUGACCCGUUUGUACCGGGCCUACUUAUGGAAGCACCAACUCCAAAAAAUUAAGAAACUCGCCAAACUCAACAUGCGUGCUAUUAUCAAGCUGCUGGAAUUAGAAGCUUACGAGAAUGCUACGCGUGCAAUGCUGAUUGCAUUCAACGAGACAAGUCCUACACGAGUCUGUUCGCUGGAUCAAAUUCUCAUGGCAGACUUCACCUGCUACAAUGAUCAUUAUCUGUUCGCACUAAAAAUACUGGCAUUUCAAAUAUUGAUCAAAAGCAAGUCAUACCACGAGCAUCAAGAAACAAUUCUCAGCGUUUUUGCCAAAGAUACCCGAUAUCUUCUACAGACCGGAAAAAUAAAGAUCCAUUCGAUCGUGAAACUGCUUUUAACUUUCUAUUCUCUUUUUUCAGCCUACAAAACUCUAUUCGGUCUCAAAUUUCUACAGUAUGUCAGACAGUUUGACCUUGAUUUCUCAAUUUUUAUCAAGAAUAUGACCCUACAACAAUUUCAGAAUCAAGUUCGAACAUCAGCCAAGCGAUCAGUUUCAAGAAUUGAAGAUUAUUUGAGCAUUUUCUAUGCAGAUUAUUCACGAUUCUUUACAACAGCUGAUAAACUAAUGCUGCACGAUUUCACAGACAUGAUGAAUUCGAAUUGUUCAAGCGUAGUUUCUGAUGUCAUGAAUUCACUAAGUGCCAUGCGAUGGCACAAAACCGAGAGCAGGAAUUCUGCUUUGCUGUCGUUAAGUGAACAAAGCACAUUGGUUGCUCUGAUCAAAGCCAGGAUGAACGACAGAGCUUGUGACGUGCCCAAAACGGCUGCCUUGUUGCUUAAUUUUAUGCACUUCGCAAACGACGAAAUCAGCUCAGGUCCCAGAGAGCUAAGGAGACUCAUUGAUGAAAUUACACUUUUUCUCAAUACCCAUCUUCCACUUAUUAGCUUACACGUUUUAAAGGAACUAAUGGCAAGCAUGUCUGAAUUUUGCCUCAACAACGCAGAAUCCAAAAGACUUCUCAACAUUGCAAAUGUUGCUUUCAACGCUUUUGUUGUCCACAAUGUUGAUGUGUUUUUGUUUGAAGCCGCGCGACUUGAUAUGCUUGGCCAGACGGUUGUGGACCACCGAGAUCUGGAUCUUUCGAAGCUCGAGAGAUUCAUUUCCAGCGCGUCCUCAGAAAGUCGUGUUCAACUUCUCGGUGAGUUCUUUAACGUUUUCACACUCUUCAGAUACGAGACGCUAUCUCAGAUUUCGCGCGUUGUUGGACAGUUUUCCAGAUGCUUCAAGGGAUUGCAGAGCACUUUCCUGCAGAAUACAAAUGGCGUAUCCGAGCUUAUGCUGUGUUUAUUGAGCCCGGUACAGUUCCCAGAUCUUGGCGCGACGUGCCACUGGAGUCCUCUCACUCGCAUGCUUUACGAGUCACAGCGUGACUACAUGAAAAGUAACAACAUUAAACAGGUUGUGACUGACGAUCUUGAUCCACUCAAGCUCUAUGGACCUUUAAUCGAAACAGCAUAUGCUCUAGGCUUAGAGAUCAAGUGCGAAACAUCUCUCCAGCUCUCAAAGAUUACGGACAUCUUUAUCGAUAAGUGGGUCAAAAGAACAGAACUUACUGACGCAUCACUAAGUACCCUCGAACUGAGUUUGACGCGCAUGCUUUUCGGUGUUCUGCGGUUCAACAAAUUUUACAGCAAGAUGAUUAGCUUGGCAAACUCAAUGCAGUCGCAAAGCAGUUUGUACUAUAAAAGCUACGAAACAUACACCCAAAGGCAAUUAGUCACAGCUCAGAUCGGCCUUCGACUCAAUGCUCAAGCCGAAGGCAGCUUACGAAAAUUACAAUCUUUAGAAAUUCCAACGAAUUUGUCAAAAAUGAAUUCAAGCGAAGUGAUCGAAUUUGCUGAUAUACAGCUUCUUCUUGCAGAGAAGGAUCUUAAAAUCGAAGAGUUUAAUACACUUUUCACACAUGAGCUUCCGAAACACAGACCUGAAAUUUUAGACACGGCUAACUCAACUGGAAUGCCUACCAAGACGUACGUGAAGUUUCUCCUACUUAAUAUCAAGAUUUUGUGCACCAGUUCUUCCUUAAAGUUGACAAAUGGUAACAUACAGGAUGCUCUCGUUGAUUCCAAGAGAUCGUUAAAACUAUGCCAGACGCUUUUAAAAAAGCUCACACAUGUCGACCAAGAGGCAAAGUGGGAGAUCCUUACAAAUCUAGGCAAAUCCUUCACCAAAAUCAUCGAAAUCUAUACCCGGGUGGGCAUUGCCAAAGAUUGUGAAUUUUACGUCACAGAGUACCUUAAGAUUGCUUAUUCAAUCAAGUCACCAAUUGUAAUUUUUGACUGUCUUCACGUCGGAAUUGAGUACUACCGGUUAACAGAACAAAAUAAUUUAGCGGAUGCGCUACUUAAAAAAGCUAGUGAAACGUUUAAACAACUUGAUAGUGGUGAAAAUUUAGAGGCUUUUCUCAUCCAUCUGUUUGACAAAAAUGAUAAAGAAAACUUGGUGAGUUCCUUGAAUUCUAUUUUCGAGAAUGAGACAAGUGAAAGUCAGCUUUAUAACCUAUGGACGCUGAAGGUCGGGAAAACACUUUCAAAAAAGCCUAAUGAUGCUUCUCAAAUCAGGGCCAAUGACAUGAACAAAGGAAAAUUACUUUACAAGAGGAUUUCAAACCUAAUGGACACAGAUCCAUUUUUUAGAAGUAUGAAAGAAUCUGUGGCCACAGUUCCAUCCUGUGUGACACCGCCCAAUCAAUCCAGAGUCGUUCCCACGAGGCAAAAUGAGCUUGGCACCCCGGUAAAACGUAUAAUGUCGUUAGGCGUUACCAGCUCUCCGAGGCCAUCUUCUUUAACUCCACGAAGCAAGCCACUGAAACAUAAUUUUGAUCGUGCGAGGACCCUCAAUGAUCUCGUAACUGUCAAACGAUUGUUUGAGUCCAUUAUCUUAGAAGGCACAAAAAACUUUGAGCUCAUGGAGAUAGCUGAUUUCUACUCGUUAUCGCUUUCUCUUUUGAGUAGUAUGGAUGCUUCCAGAUUUAUCAGCUCAGAUUUAUACCAUCACCUGGCACUGCGCGAUACUCCUCGGUAUCUACCUUUAAUAUUCGACCGACUGUUCUCUCACCAAGGUAACGAAAUCUACGCCUCUUUUACACCUAAACCAAUUUCGAGUAAUGAAACAUUUCUCACUGAUAUUACUCAGCGUUUUGAGCAGUUGACCUUAAACGGUUCCUUCAAGUCAGACUUACCCUUUGAGGUAGUGGGAAUAGAUGUGUGUGGUAUAACAGGUGAUUUAUUGCUGUCUAAAAUGGACUUUAAAACAGAUCCUGUUUGUAUCAGACUGCCAUUAGGUCGACAGAGCUCCAGGGACGUGGACGAGACAGUAUUCAAUUUCAAUGAUGCAGUCCGCGAGCUCAAUGAUAUUAUAAGGGCUAAUAAUAAAUCAACAACCAUUGAAAUAACGUCUAAGAUCAAAACCAAGGAAGAACGCAAAGAAUGGUGGCAGCUUCGAUACGAACUUGAUAACAGAAUGAAAACAAUGUUGGAAAAAAUAGAACGUUCCUGGUUUGGAGGUUUCAAGGCGUUUUUUAAACAAGUUUUAAUAGAGCAAAGACAGCUCGACAGCUUUAGAGCUAAAUUUGAAGAGAUUUUACAGCGGACGCUUCCUUCAAGAAAACACUUCGGGAGCCCAGAUUCUUUUUUCAGAAUUGAUGACGCGGUCCUUGGACUGUUCUUGAAAUUGGACCCUAUGGAGAAUGGCUUCAUGGAUUUGAUGGAGGAUCUUAUCUUCUUUGUCUUCGAUCUUCUUUUAUUUCAUGGCGAACAAAAUGCCUAUGACGAGAUAGACAGCGCAUUCUUGCAUACACAACUGGAAGAGCUCAUACUCGAAUAUCAACAAAAUGCGGAAAUUGGGUCCAAGAUAUGUCACACUUUUCUCGUAGUAUGCAGUGCAGGUCACUUAAUACCAUGGGAAAGCUUGAGCUUUUUGGCAGGUAAUUCAAUAAGCCGAAUUCCCUCGAUUCAAUCUUUAACACAAAUUUUUGAAAGCUGCCAAAACCACCCCUCACCUACCGUUCGCCUUGAUGAAAGAGUUUCGACUAUUUUAGAUCCCCACGGAGACUUGAGUCGCACUCAAGCAACUUUUAAAGAUGUCUUUGCCCAGUGGAAUACCACGAUUCCACGAUCAAGAGCCAUCGUAGCGGAAAAACCUGAGGAGAGUCAAUUCAUUGACAUGGUAAGCAAUUCUAAGCUUUUCAUCUACAUGGGACACGGAGGAGGAGAGCAAUACGUGCGUCUCAAAAAGAUUAAACAACUCAGCUCUGUAGCACCCACUUUUCUUUUAGGUUGUUCUUCCGCUUACAUGGAAACGAAAGGCAAGUUAGAGCCUUCUGGUGUGAUCUAUUCGUAUUUGCUAGGUGGUUCUCCAAUGGUUUUGGGUAACUUAUGGGACGUGACGGACAAAGACAUUGAUAAGUUCAGCAACGCAAUGUUUCAUGAAUUGGGAAUUAUGGGUCAGUUCAAUACUAGCACAACGGUCUCCCAAGCCGUGUCAAUUGCAAGAAAAUCGUGUCAUUUAAGGUAUUUGAAUGGAGCCGCGCCAGUGGUGUAUGGACUACCGCUAAGAUUCAAAUGGUGA